AAACCAGUAUAUAGUUCGGCCAUUCAACCGCUAGAGGCGGUAAUUCGUGAAACGUACCUUUGGGACUGGUAGAAUACAUAUCAGUAUUGAGAACGUUUCAGUAUUUUGUGAAAGCUUUGUAAUCAUACCGUAUACCGUAAUACUUUUCAAUUAGUUGACGGCACACCAUCAUGGCGAUGGGUUUUGAUUGCGUCUUUGAUUUACAGUUAAGAAAUUUGUAGUGAUGGUCUGAAUCGCAUUUUUUUUAUAAUUGUUAUUAACAUCUGCAAAAUCUUUUAUUACUACUUUAUUUUAAGUAUAUUUAUAUGAAUUACAAACUUCAUAAUGGUAAAGUUAACAGAAGAAAUGGUCGUGGCUCGGACGCGAAUGUCUGACUUCUCUGCCGUAAAAAAACUUAAUUGUUGGGGUACAGAAUUGACUGAUGUAAGCAUUUUAAGGAAAAUGAAAAAUGUGGAAGUACUGUCAUUAAGUGUUAACCAUAUCAACACCCUUGCUGAUUUUCAAUACUGUUUAAGUCUUCAAGAAUUAUUUGUUAGAAAUAAUAAUAUUGAAGAUUUGAAUGAAGUUUGUUAUCUUCAAGGUUUACCAAAUUUAAGAAAUUUAUGGCUUGGUGAAAAUCCUUGUGCUGAGAAAGAAGGUUAUCGGUUAGCAGUUUUAAGAGCUUUACCAAAUCUACAAAAGCUUGAUGAUGAAAUAGUAUCACCUGAGGAAGUGCAAACUGCAUUAACAAGAGGUCGUGUUUUAGUCCACCCUCUUGUCAUGUACGCUUCUCCACCACAAUCAGAUGCAGUUAGUCCAGAGGAUAUUACUACUGAGUAUAUUGAAGAAACUGAAGUGAUUCGACAUCGAAGAUAUAGUUCCUCAAGUGAUCAGAGAAGUUUUGAAGAAACACAACAUGCUCAAGAAGAGUACCAUGAUCCAGAUCAUAGAAAUGCAAAUUAUAAUGCAUCACCAUCACAUCAUUAUUCUCAAAAUAAUCAGUAUACGUAUGAGCAACAGAAUGGACAGUCAAAGAAUCAAAGCAAAGAUGACACUAUACGUACAGAGUCGCGCAACAUCAGUGAAAACGUGGCCACUAACACUAUUGAAAUGAUCAAGGAAUAUGAUGACCGACCAGCAAUUUCUAGACAUAAUGGAGAUUAUGAUGACAGAAGAUCUUAUGCAGAAUAUAGUAAUAAUGAUACACCACAACGAACAUACGCACCAACAUCUCCAAGGACACAAUACUCUACAAAUGAAAUUAUAGAUGAAAGACGCGCAGAUAGAAAUAGUUAUGACUAUGAUAAUAGACUGAAAUCUGAAUAUAAAGAACAUCAUGACCAUAGAAUUAAAGAUUAUGAAGAGCAACAUCAACCAUCAUCUCAACCUAGACGAAUGACAGUUCAUCAUAAUGUAGAGAGGGAAGAUUUAAACCAAGUGCAUGGAUGGGUAAGACAUUCAGAUAAGGAGAAGUGUAGAUCACAGUUUCACUAUCACAGGAGGCCUGUUACAAGAAAUUCCAACAUUUUAUCAGCUGUUUUAUGCUUAGUUAAAGAGCUUGACUACCCGAGUUUGGAAGUGGUAGAAAUGGCAGUUAGAAAUCGAAUGGAUGAAUUAGAAGAAUGAUGUUUCUGACGCCGUCCCCAAAAUACUCAGGGGACGGUUACCUUCUCUCAUAUGGGUAGUGUUUCUUCAAUUCCAAGUCCUGAAUUUUCGGAUUCUCUUGAUAGUAUGGUAAUUCCUUGCCAGUGUAUUGAUAACGAUGCAAACUGUAAUCUUGAUCAUCCUAUAUAUGAUCGACAUUCUAUCGAUGAUAACGCUGAUAAACAAAAAAUUCGUCGUAAUGGUUAUGUGGAAACUUGUUCAAUGCGAAGUCCCAAAAAUAUAUCUGUUAACCCGAAUUCAAAAUAUUUUGGAAAUAAUCAGAAUGCAUAUAAACUUAGGGACUCUGUACCAGAUAAUUUAAUGUCAGUAGUUGGCAACUGUGAAGAAAGGAAAACCAAUGAUGUUAGAAGAGUGGCAAGUAGUGACAGCAUCCCCCGCAGUAACUUUAAUGGUUUAGCUCUAAGUCCAGGAUGCAGGGUUUUGAGUCAGGAUUGUGUAAGAAGAUCAAAAAGUCCCGAUGUUAGAAACACAAUUGUCCCUCUUCGCUACAUUCAGUCAGCAAAAGGUACUUGGACAUAUAAUUUGUAAGUUAAAUUGCAAAUAACAUUAAUACUCUCUCGAAAUAGUAAUAAUUUCUCUUAGAAAUGUAUUUCGAGAAAUUCCUAAACACUAUUAAGAUAAUCAUUGUAUAAUUAAAAAGAAAUGGCAUAAUUUUGUCCAGUUUCUGAAGAGAAUAUAUAUAUAUAUAUAAAUAUAAAAUUAGAAACAAUUGUGAUAUUUCUCCAAGGAGUAAAAAAUAAAAUUUUAUCCCAAUUAUUUGGAUGUAAUAUACAAUGUAUCAGUAUACUCAAGAUGACACGUUUAUGUACUUUAAGUGAAUAAUGCAAAAAUCAGAAAUAAUGAAUUUUGCAUUGUUUAGAAUAAAUUUAAUAUUUUAUUGCAUUAAUAAGGUAUUGAAUGCAAUGUUUUUUAACAUUACAUUAAUUUCGGUAUAAUGUUAUUUAUGAUUUUCACAAAUAUAAAGAGUUGUGUUUUUAAAUAGCCAAACAUAGCUUUUUAUAGCAGUUUGUUUAAAAUAUUGCAGAACUGUUACAUAUUUUCAAAGAGUUUCUAUAAAUUACGACGUGAUACAAUGUACUUAAAUUACAAUUUGUAUAUAAAGCAUAUAAUCAAAGAUGAAUUUAUGUCGAAUUAGAUAUUUAAAAACAAAAUAUUAGAUAAUUUUAAGUUAAGCAAGACAUUCUACUUAUGUUUAAUACCUCUAAAAAUUGAAUCUUCGCAAUAUACAAUAAUUUAUAAAACAAAAGGUAAUAUAAUUGCAUAUACACUUAUACAAGAUAUGUAUUUGCAAAUUUUUGAGCAGUAACCACGAUAAUUUUUUAAAUGCUAUUAAGUACCACAGAAAACCAUAACAAAACUUUAUAUACUGUUAUAGUUUCUUUACUUUCAUUAUUGUUUCUAUUGACAAAUUUAUGUGUGCGUUAACAGAAUAUAAAUGCAAUAAAAAUUUUAUUGAUAUUAAUUGAAUUGUAAGCAGAAUUGUAUUUAUGAUAUAAGUAGCAUAAUGUGAAAAUAAGAUAUAUGGAGAUUGAUUCUGUGCAACAACACAUACUACAGAUUAAUAUUAGACUGAUAAAUAUGUAUGGCAUAUUUUUUGGAAUGAAGUCUUCAUAUGUUAUAAGUGGAUAAACGAUAUAAAAACUGAAAUAACAGGGCUAUUAAAUUCUUCUACAAUGUAAACCGUUCCAAGUAACUAAGCCAAUUUCGAACUUAGAUUUAAGAUAUUUUAUAAAAAUGCGGAACAAGAUAUUUUUUGUUAUAUAUAACCGUCCACUUAUAUUAUUUUAUAAAUAAUUAAUGUUAUUGUUAAUUAGUAUUGUUAAAAGAAUGAUUAUUAUAAUUAGUUGCCUAAUAUCUGUUAAAUGCAAAAAGCAGAUGUUAAAUGUUCUUUUCUUUUUUAACUUAAAACAUGUUUUGAGACGAAUUAUAUAUAAUAAAACUAACAGUUAUAA
Messenger RNA from Bombus pascuorum, 3596 nucleotides. Its product is annotated as cilia- and flagella-associated protein 410. NCBI's taxonomy places the organism in Eukaryota, Metazoa, Arthropoda, Insecta, Hymenoptera, Apidae. Bases 325 to 1605 code for a protein of 426 amino acids. The transcript has 10 exons. The record is from RefSeq and is a predicted model, not a curated record. Gene Ontology annotation, biological process: cytoskeleton organization. Gene Ontology annotation, molecular function: protein binding.